AUGGAAGCCCUUGGAGAUGAAGACUUCUUGGGGAGAAUUUCUUACACCGGAACUACGAGAUGGAUUCCAGCUGGUCUGAUUCAGACUCUUUGCAACGUUGAUAUGUAUAAAUUUCCAUUUGAUACACAAACUUGCUCAUUCACUUUAUCACCGUGGGGAUAUGCUCCAUCUGAAGUGAGAUUAAUCCCUUCUAACGGUUUGACAGUCGCGGAUACGACGUACUACUCCCCGAAUGCCCAAUGGACAUUACAAAAGGCACUAAUGAGGCGGGCUGCUCUUGGAGAUUUUGAUAACUUAAUUGAAAUUCGACUAAUUUUGAAGAGGAAAUCUCUUUAUUUCAUCAUAAACAUGUUAGCCCCUAUCCUUUUAUUAUCCUUACUGAACCCUCUUGUGUUUGUAUUACCAGUUGAAAGUGGAGAACGUGUGUCUUAUGCUAUAACCAUCUUCUUGUCUUUUGCCGUGUUUAUGACUUUGCUCAGUGACAAUAUCCCCAAAUCUUCAGAACCAAUGUCUUUAAUGUCUUACUUCUUAAUCAUUACGAUGUCAAUGAGCACACUAAUAAGCGUUUUGGCUGUUGUUACGAUGCGUUUUCAUUUUAAAGACCCAACAUUCCAAGUCUCAAGAAAAGGUGUUUUUCUGCUAAAUGUUCUUCGAUUCCGAUUCCUGUACGACAUCUGUGGAAAACGAAAAAAGAAGGCUAAAGUCGCUGACAAAUCUGCCGAAUUGGAUGUAAGUUUUGAAAAGAAAUAUAUUGCUCCUGACGAGGAUGAGCAAGAUAUUGAGGCGGAGAAGAAAGUAACUUGGAAGAUUUUAGCGGAGGGAUAUGACAGAGUGAUGAUGCACUAUUUUUACAUCUUUCUUUUCUUUCAGUGGUUUAGUCUGAUGAUAGCAUUAACGUGA
Saccostrea cuccullata (small rock oyster) is the source of this 900-nucleotide messenger RNA. RefSeq names its product acetylcholine receptor subunit delta-like. Gene Ontology annotation, cellular component: neuron projection; plasma membrane; synapse. The record is from RefSeq and is a predicted model, not a curated record. The transcript has a single exon. Gene Ontology annotation, biological process: chemical synaptic transmission; nervous system process; monoatomic ion transmembrane transport. Bases 1 to 900 code for a protein of 299 amino acids. Gene Ontology annotation, molecular function: excitatory extracellular ligand-gated monoatomic ion channel activity; transmembrane signaling receptor activity; transmitter-gated monoatomic ion channel activity involved in regulation of postsynaptic membrane potential. NCBI's taxonomy places the organism in Eukaryota, Metazoa, Mollusca, Bivalvia, Ostreida, Ostreidae.